Molecule: messenger RNA, 836 nt
Organism: Zalophus californianus (California sea lion)
Lineage: Eukaryota; Metazoa; Chordata; Mammalia; Carnivora; Otariidae
Product: protein NipSnap homolog 3A-like
Exons: 1
Coding region: 28-771 (247 amino acids)
Cellular component (GO): mitochondrion
Source: RefSeq, a predicted model, not a curated record
GUCCUUCCCAGCGCUUGAAGCCCCGCCAUGCUCGUCCUUCGAAGCGGCCUGACUAGGGCUCUGGCUAUGCGGAAGCUUGCGCCUCAGGUGUGCUCAUCUUUUGCUACAGGCCCCAGACAAUACGAUGGAACACUCUAUGAAUUUCAUACCUAUUAUCUUAAGCCCUCAAAGAUGAAUGAGUUCCUGGAAAAUACUAAGAAAAACAUUCAUCUUCGGACAGCUCACUCUGAAUUGGUUGGAUACUGGAGUGUAGAAUUUGGAGGCAGAAUGAAUAAAGUGUUUCAUAUUUGGAAGUAUGAUAAUUUUGCUCAUCGAACUGAAGUUCGGAAAGCAUUGGCCAAAGAUAAGGAAUGGCAAGAACAGUACCUCAUUCCAAAUUUGGCUCUUAUUGAUAAACAGGAGAGUGAGAUUACUUAUCUGGUACCAUGGUGCAAACUAGAAAAGGCUCCAAAAGAAGGUAUCUAUGAACUAGCUACUUUUCAAAUGAAACCUGGUGGGCCAGCUCUGUGGGGUGACCCAUUUAAAAGGAGAGUUCAUACUCAUAUCAAUCGAGGCUACACAAAACUAGUUGGAGUGUUCCAUGCAGAAUAUGGAGUGCUCAACAGAGUCCAUGUUCUUUGGUGGAAUGAGAGUGCAAACAGUCGUGCCGCUGGGAGACAUCAGUCUCAUGAGGAUCCCAGGGUUGUGGCAGCUGUUCGGGAAAGUGUUAACUUCCUUGAGUCUCAGAAGAAUAUGCUUCUGAUUCCUAUGUCAUUUUCACCAUUGAAAUAGUUUUCCAUUGAAAUACAAAGCAUUGCAUUAACUGCUAUAAGAUGUGUCUGCUAAUGGUACUUAAA